AUGAGGAUUCGCGGUGGUGGCCUCACCGGAGGUAGCCUGUUGUCACACAUCUCGGUGGUGUUAGUCUUGUUGACUAUCUCUAAUGUAGUUUCGGGAGAUACUGGUUAUUUGUAUUCUUCACCUCCGCCUUCUGUGUAUCAAUACAAAUUUCCUCCACCGCCUUCUCCGUCUCCACCACCUCCCUAUGAGUACAAGUCUCCACCGCCACCUGUGUUGUCACCUCCCCCACCGUAUGUAUAUAAGUCCCCUCCACCGCCUUCACCAUCGCCUCCACCGUCAUAUGCUUACAAGUCUCCCCCGCCACCAUCUUACUACUAUAAGUCUCCACCUCCGCCUUCACCUUCUCCUCCACCUCCAUACUAUUACAAAUCUCCUCCACCACCUUCACCAUCUCCUCCUCCACCUUAUUACUACAAAUCUCCUCCGCCACCUUCACCGUCACCUCCUCCACCUUAUUACUAUAAAUCUCCUCCACCACCUUCACCAUCUCCUCCUCCACCUUAUUACUAUAAAUCUCCCCCUCCACCAUCACCGUCCCCUCCUCCACCAUACUAUUAUAAAUCUCCUCCUCCACCUUCACGUUCACCUCCACCCCCCUAUUACUACACCUCCCCCCCACCACCUGUUAAAUCACCACCCCCUUCAUACCAUUACUCAUCACCACCACCACCUGUAAAGUCUCAUCCACCACCAUACUACUACUCCUCUCCACCACCACCCAAGAAUUCACCACCUCCUCCAUACUACUACUCUUCUCCACCACCACCUAAAAAGUCUCCUACUCCAUCAUACUAUUACACUUCCCCACCACCACCACCCAAAAAAUCUCCUCCAUCCCCAUACUAUUACACCUCACCACCACCACCAACUCAUCAUUAUCCUCCACAUUAUGAUCAUUUUGCGGUUAAAGUUGUUGGAAAAGUGUACUGCUUCAACUGUUACGAUUGGGCAUAUCCUAAGAAAUCCCAUAACAAGAAACAUCUCAAAGGUGCAAUAGUUGAGGUAACAUGUAUGGCCGGUGAAAAGAAAAUUGUGGCAUAUGGAACCACCAAGAUCAAUGGAAAGUAUAGCAUUGAAGUUAAAGAUUUUGAUUAUAGCAAAUAUGGAGGAAAGGUAUGCAAGGCUAAACUUCACACACCACCCAAGGGUUCCAAGUGCAACAUCCCUACUAACUUUCAUAUGGGCAUUAAGGGUGCUACACUAAGAAUAAAAUCAAAGACACAUUAUGAAGUCGUUCUCUAUGCAAAGUCAUUUGCUUAUGCCCCAAAGACUCCUCAUGGGGAAUGUGAGAAGCCC
Molecule: messenger RNA, 1296 nt
Organism: Ipomoea nil (Japanese morning glory)
Lineage: Eukaryota; Viridiplantae; Streptophyta; Magnoliopsida; Solanales; Convolvulaceae
Product: extensin-2-like
Exons: 2
Source: RefSeq, a predicted model, not a curated record